AUUUCAUUUUAAAAAAGUGUACAGAAACGCUAACUCGUAAGCUCCACGCACGCAAAGUGUUUGUGAUAAUCUUCUCUUUAUUGGAUACUCUCUCGACACUCUCUCUCACUCUGCUCCAACCUUCAUGGAUUCCCAUUCCUGUAUUAUUGCAUGGGGCUCUGGUGAAGAUGGUCAACUAGGAAUCGGCAACAACGAAGAGAAAGAAUGGGUCUGUCUCGUCGAAGCUCUCCAACCUCACCGUUUCCGCUCCGUCGUUGCCGGCAGCAGAAACUCCCUCGCCAUCGGUGAGGACGGCAAGUUGUUCACUUGGGGUUGGAACCAAAGGGGCACACUUGGGCAUCCAGCUGAGAGUAAGUCUGAGAACAAGAUUGAGAACAUUCCCAGCCAGGUCAAGGCUCUUUCCAGUGUUAAGAUUGUCCAGGCGGCUAUUGGGGGAUGGCACUGUUUGGCUGUUGAUGAUCAGGGCAGAGCUUAUGCCUGGGGUGGAAAUGAAUAUGGGCAGUGUGGUGAAGAACCUGAGCGCAAGGAUGAUACUGGCAAACCUUUAAGGAGAGAUAUAGAGAUCCCUCAACGUUGUGCUCCUAAGCUUGUUGUUCGGCAGGUUGCUGCAGGAGGAACUCACUCAGUGGUACUUACGUGUGAAGGCCAUGUUUGGACAUGGGGUCAGCCAUGGCCUCCGGGUGACAUAAAACAGAUUUCAGUUCCUGUUCGGGUUCAAGGUCUUGAAAGUGUGAGGCUCAUUGCUGUUGGAGCAUUUCAUAAUUUGGCUCUUCAAGAGGAUGGAACUUUAUGGGCAUGGGGAAAUAAUGAAUAUGGACAACUUGGAACUGGAGAUACUCAACCUAGAUCACAACCCAUUCCUGUCCAAGGACUUUCUGAUCUUACUCUGGUUGAUAUUGCAGCUGGUGGAUGGCAUUCUACUGCAUUGACCGAAGAAGGAGAGGUAUAUGGCUGGGGAAGGGGGGAACAUGGCAGGCUUGGGUUUGGUGAUAGUGACAAGAGCAGUAAAAUGGUACCCCAGAAGGUUCAACUUUUGGCUGGAGAAGAUAUUGUGCAGGUAUCUUGUGGAGGUACUCACUCAGUGGCAUUAACCCGCGAUGGCCGCAUGUUUUCUUUUGGUAGAGGUGACCAUGGACGUCUUGGAUAUGGUAGGAAAGUGACGACUGGUCAACCAAUGGAGGUACCUAUAAACCUUCCUCCUCCACACAACCUCACUGCCACUGAAGCUGAGGGACAUUGGAUAGCCAAACUUGUUGCCUGUGGUGGCAGACAUACCUUGGCAAUAGUACAAUGGAAAAACAGAUCAUCUUAACUCAUUCAUAAAUCAUAAAGAUAAACCAAAAGGCUAAUCACUCACUCAUUUCAAACUCUGUUGUCUUGAGUUUGGAAUGAUCUUCUUUUGCCAGUAACUUCAAUAGAUAUACCAUUUUAAAACUUUCUUGUGUUAUUUCUUACUGGUAUAAGAUAAAGCAAAAGCUGAAGAAGUGGAUGAUGCUGGCUAAUCACUCAU
This is a messenger RNA of Vigna angularis (adzuki bean), 1510 nucleotides long. Its product is annotated as ultraviolet-B receptor UVR8. The coding region runs from base 125 to 1312 and encodes 395 amino acids. The transcript is spliced from 11 exons. The record is from RefSeq and is a predicted model, not a curated record. Lineage: Eukaryota; Viridiplantae; Streptophyta; Magnoliopsida; Fabales; Fabaceae.